Messenger RNA from Nicotiana tabacum (common tobacco), 306 nucleotides. Its product is annotated as glutathione S-transferase-like. NCBI's taxonomy places the organism in Eukaryota, Viridiplantae, Streptophyta, Magnoliopsida, Solanales, Solanaceae. Gene Ontology annotation, biological process: glutathione metabolic process. The record is from RefSeq and is a predicted model, not a curated record. Gene Ontology annotation, cellular component: cytoplasm. Gene Ontology annotation, molecular function: glutathione transferase activity; glutathione binding.
AUGUCAGUGUGGAUGGAUGUUGAAUCAACAAAGUUCGAUCUUGUAGCUUACAAACUGAGCUUCGAGCUGCCAUUGUUGGGCAUGGUGAAGGACAACGCAACUGUGGCAGAAAAUAAAGACAAUCUUGGAAAGAUCCUUGAUGUAUACAAGGUGAGACUAAGGGAAUUAAAACUUGGGAGGAGACAGCUUCCCUUGGCAGAUAUGCACCAUGUCCCAGUUAUACAGUACUUAAUCGGAACUAUAUCCAAGGAUGCAUUUAAUUCUCAUCCUCGUGUAGAUUAUGCCUGGCCUCACAGGAACUCCUGA